UGGAGAUUUUUCCAUUUCCCUAAAGAUAAAACAGUACUAAAACAAUGGAUUCAUUUUUGUCGUCGUACGGACAAAAUUAAUGUUAAAAAUGCAUGCAUUUGUGAAGUGCACUUCGCGCCAGAAGCCUUCGAAAGAAACUUGCACUUUGAAAUGGGUAAUUAUAGCAUUUUGAUUACAAUAAUUUUACUUUUAUAACCAAACACUCUUGCAGGUUUAAGCUCGCAGACUACAACUAAGUUGCUACCUAGCGCUUUUCCCACGUUAACCACUGCUCCUGCAGAGGCUAAUGAACGGCAGAAAAGGAUGGAGUCUCGUUCCAAAAAAGAGAUGUUAACAACAAUGUUGAAGAAUGCCGCCCCUGUUGAAGUAAUUCAAGAAGACGAGGUUGGAGAGGCACCUCAAACCGCAGGAGAGGAGGUCAUCGAUGAGAAAGACGAGAAAAUGCUGCAUUUGGAAACAGAAAUACAUAGGCUGAAUAGUGUUGUUAGAAUUUUGAAUAAGUGCAAAAACGAGCAGUUAGCAGAAAUUAAACGCCAGAGGAUUUCUAUUAAAACCUCGGAAUUCCACAGAAAUAAUUGGGGCAAAAACUUAGCUGCAUUUUCACCAACGGCAAGGUAAGUGCCCAAAUUCUAAAAAGUAUGUUGCAAAAUAUAUAAGUAUUAAAGCUCAUUACACAUACAUAGAUUGAA
Molecule: messenger RNA, 689 nt
Organism: Bactrocera neohumeralis
Lineage: Eukaryota; Metazoa; Arthropoda; Insecta; Diptera; Tephritidae
Exons: 2
Coding region: 304-618 (104 amino acids)
Source: RefSeq, a predicted model, not a curated record